Oryzias latipes (Japanese medaka) is the source of this 1114-nucleotide messenger RNA. RefSeq names its product heat shock protein beta-1. Gene Ontology annotation, cellular component: cytoplasm; nucleus. Gene Ontology annotation, biological process: negative regulation of apoptotic process; protein refolding; response to heat. The record is from RefSeq and is a predicted model, not a curated record. NCBI's taxonomy places the organism in Eukaryota, Metazoa, Chordata, Actinopteri, Beloniformes, Adrianichthyidae.
AGAGGAGGCCGUUGGUUAUAUAAAGCGUGUGAGUGGAUUGCUGCGGACUCCAAAAUAGGCUUUUCCCCAAACCUCCUGCUUACUUACAGUUUUUGAGUUUCGUUUUGGUUGGUCUGAUCUCGUCUUGCAUUUUUCUGUCAGGUGGGAGCAAGAGCUUUUAUUUUCAGUCUCCUUUUCUUGAGUUUUGAACCACAUGGGUGAUCAAAAUAAAACACUAUCCCGGCCCAUAUUCCGUCGAGAUGUCCGCUGGGAUCCUUUCCCAAACUGGACUCAGCCAAGCCGUAUUUUUGCCCAGGACUUCGGCAUUCCUCCUUUCCUGGAGCCCAAUGAUCUGGACUGGCUUGACUGGGCAAAAAAGAGACUGGCUUCUUUCUCCUGGCCGGGUUACACGCAAAGCCCCCUCCUGCCUCCCAUCACGCCGGACCAGAAGAGUCUGAGACAACUGACUAGCGGUGUGUCUGAGGUGAGAACGGGGCAAAACAGCUGGAAGAUCAACCUGGACGUCAAUCAUUUUUCACCCGAAGAGAUCUCCAUCAGCACAAAGGAUGGCUACUUGCAAAUAUCAGGAACUCAUGAAGAAAAGCAAGAUGAACACAGUUUGGUUUCAAGAUGUUUCACUCGUAAAUACAAGUUACCACAAGGGGUGAAUCUGCAGCACAUCAGCUCAUCCCUGUCCUCAGAAGGAAUGUUGUCCGUAGAAGCUCCCGUCCCAGGAACAUCCAUCAGCAGCCCGGACAAUGAGAUCGUCAUCCCCGUUCAGACCAAAAAGACACAGGACAGUGAGAAAUGAACAUAGUGAGCAGAAAGUAGCUCAAACUGUGCAUAGCAGCAAUUAUUAAAAUUACACAAAGCAGACUAGAUUGCUUAAAUUUAAUGUUAUCAUUUGCUUUUUGGGAGAUUUGAGACUUUUAUAAUCUAAUUUAAACUUAAUAAAAAGCAGAAAUGGUAUUGGAUCCAAUAAAACAAACCCUUGCUGUCCUUUUUAAUUUUGUAAUUUUGCACUAAAAUUUUGUUUACUAUAAACUGGUCUUUAUCUUACUGUUCUUGUAGAAUGAUUGUAUUAUGCAAUUUCAGCCUUCACAAUGAAACAGAAAUAAAAUUUGGUAAAAAUACA